Pistacia vera is the source of this 4063-nucleotide messenger RNA. RefSeq lists its product as uncharacterized. The coding region runs from base 98 to 3547 and encodes 1149 amino acids. The transcript is spliced from 5 exons. The record is from RefSeq and is a predicted model, not a curated record. NCBI's taxonomy places the organism in Eukaryota, Viridiplantae, Streptophyta, Magnoliopsida, Sapindales, Anacardiaceae.
UAGAUUUAGAUGUACCAUCAGCUUACUUAUCCCCGAAUCCAUGGGGUUUUAGCUAACUUGCCUGACAUCUGAGACCUCCUUGUGAACUCUCCUCUUCAUGACUAUGGAGUUAUGCAGUCCCCGAAUCUUAAGCACAACCAUCUCUCCUUUUACUCCCAAAUUCUCUUUAAAAACCUCAAACAACAAAAGCACUUAUAUAUUCAACAUACCCACCUUCAAAUUCCCAAGAAAACGCUCAUUUCCAUACUAUUUAUUCUCCUCUAACACAACAACUCUGCAGGUUUCAGCUCAUUUUGGUCGACCCACCACUCGCCGCAACUCGCUGAGAAAAAAGCUCCUUAAUGAUCAACAGGUGAAUCAAAACAAUCUCAUUUCUUCAAGCACGAGUUCUAGUUUUGAAAAUAUUGAGAAUUUGAAUUACGAUACUGUGAAAGGGUGUGUUAAUGAUGUUAUAAUUGAAAGUUCUAAAGAGUCAAAAUCGAAACCUGUUGGUGAAUAUGCUUUGUUUGGUAAAUUGGAGAAUUGGAUUGAUCAGUACAAGAAGGAUGUUGAUUACUGGGGCAUUGGGUCGGGGAAAAUUUUUACGGUUUUUGAAGAUGCUGAUGGGAAUGUGAAGAAAGUUGUAAUUGAUGAAGAUGAAAUCUUGAAAAGAAGUCAAGUUGAAGACUUAACUGAAUUGAAUUCUAAAAUAGUAUAUGCUAAGAGUUUGGCCAAAGAAAUGGAGAGUGGGGAAAAUGUAAUUCCGAGGUUUAGUACAGUGGCAAAGUUUGUUAUUUCAGGUGAGGAGUCUGGUUUUGUUAAUGUGAUCGGUGGUAUCAUUCUCCAUCCUGAGUUUAUCCCUAAAAGUUCUAGAGUUGGAAGCAUUGUGUUGUGUGGUUUAGUUGUAUUUUGGUUGGUGAAGAAACUAUUUUCAUUUCAAAAUAAAGAGGUGCAUUACACAGAACUGGAGAAGGAAAUGAUGAGAAGAAAGCUAAAGUCUAGAAAGGAGAAGGAGAUGUUAGAGAAGGGAAGCGUGGAAGUUGUUCAAGAAGCAAUGGAACCGCCGAUGGAGACCUUUAUAAAACCUAAGAUAGACAAGCAAGAACUCAUGAAGAAUAUAAUAAAAGCAAAGGCUUCAAAGCAUAAUUUAGCGUUAGUGGAUUCGUCUAGUUCUCAAACUAGCAAAUUGGAGGAUUUUGGUGAUAAAUUCCAGGAAAUUAGGAAAAUGGCCAGGGAAAUCUGCGAGAUUGAGGGCAGGGAGCAUUCCCAGGCUGAUAGGAAUGAAGAAGAAAAGCAGGCUGUGGACGGUGAAUUAUGUGAUGAGAUAAAAGAGAUCAAACAGUAUAGCGAAGAUGAUAUGAGUUUUUUGGGGAACCUUCCGAAUGGAAGUUUUAAACAAGGUAUUGGAAGUGAUGGAACUGCAAUGACUGUGUCUUUAGUUGAAACAAAAAGCUGGGGUACUGAAUUUCCCAGUAAGGUACCUUCUGCUGAGAAUGAGGUUGUGCAAACUUCGGGUGCUUCAAAUGUUGAAGUUUCAAAAGAUUGGGUGAGAACAAAGCAAGAUAGGGAGAGUACUUCAUGUGUAGCAGUCAAAGAAGAUGUUGUUCAAUCAUCAGAUCCUCAUGAUGCUGAAUCAUCUAUUUCAGAUACCAAUUCUGUUAGAAAAAAACCAAGGGUCAUACGGUCGGUGAAAGAAGCUAGGGAAUUUCUUUCUAGAAAAUGUGACAAACAAGAAUUUGAGCAGCCUAUUGAUAAAACUUUGCAAGAAAGUGCUGCUGUUUCAAAUCAACCAAGUGGUAAAUUUGAUAGAAAUGAAAGCCAGACAUUCAAUGUGGACAACAAAGUUUUCGGUUCUGCAAAUUUUGGUGGAACAUCUGAAUCUACAUGUGCUCCAAAUGUUCAUGAAUGUUCAACUCUGAAGGAUGAGGAGCAUGUUCCCAUCAACAAAGAUGAUCCUGAAUAUUCUGAUAAAGGAUAUGGAGUGGGUGAUUCUCAAAUUUCCCAAACUUGCUUAGAUCAUGAAGAUACCGGUGGGAGUACAAAGACUGGACCGUAUGUAAAGAUGGAAAACUGGAUGGAAGAAAAUUUUCAUGAUAUUGAACCCAUUGCUAAGAAGAUAGGAAUUGGAUUCAGAGACAAUUUCAUGGUUGCAAGAGAGAAAGUAAAUAAACAAUUAAAUACAUUUGCUGAUAUUACACAGCUUGGCUCUGGCGAAGAUGACGGUGAACUUGAGUGGAUGAAAGAUGAUAAGCUGAGAGAAAUUGUUUUUCAGGUCCGAGAAAAUGAGUUGGUGGGGCAAGAUCCAUUUUAUUUGAUGGAUGCUGAAGAUAAACUUGCAUUCUUUCAGGGACUUGAGAAGAAAGUUGAAGAAGAGAAUGAGAAGUUAUCCCAUGUGCAUGAAUGGCUCCAUUCAAACAUUGAAAAUCUUGAUUAUGGAGCAGAUGGUAUCAGCUUGUAUGAUCCACCAGAGAAAAUCAUACCACGCUGGAAAGGGCCACCUUUGGAGAAAACUCCUGAGUUCCUGGAUGAGUUCCUUAAACAAAGGGAGGCUCUUUUUGCUGGAAAUACGGUUACUCCAUCUCCUGUGAAGAAGGAUGAGGAGAAAUUUCUUCAAAACUCAACAAGGUUUCCCACCCAUGAGAAUGCUGCUACUUCUUUGGCUACUAAUGAUUUGAAGAAGUCUCAACAUAAGGAUCCGAAACAUUCCAAGACAGUUAUAGAAGGCAGUGAUGGUUCUGUCAGAUCUGGUAAAAAAUCAGGAAAGGAGUAUUGGCAACACACAAAGAAAUGGUCACGUGGGUUCUUAGAAUCUUAUAAUGCAGAGACAGACCCAGAAGUUAAAUCCACUAUGAAAGAUAUGGGAAAGGAUUUAGAUCGAUGGAUCACUGAAGAACAAAUACAGGAAGCAGCUGAUCUAAUGACCAAACUACCUGAGAGGAAUAAGAAAUUUAUGGACAAGAAACUCAACAAGCUCAAAAGAGAAAUGGAGUUGUUUGGACCACAAGCUGUAGUUAGCAAAUACCGUGAAUAUGCAGAAGAGAAAGAAGAAGAUUAUCUAUGGUGGUUAGAUAUACCACAUGUUCUGUGCAUUGAACUAUACACAAUUCAAGACGGGGAACAAAGUAUAGGAUUCUAUUCACUGGAGAUGGCUGCAGAUCUUGAAUUGGAACCAAAACCCCAUCAUGUGAUUGCUUUUGAAGAUGCCGGUGAUUGCAAAAACCUUUGUUAUAUCAUUCAGGCCCAUUUGGAGAUGCUUGGAAAUGGCCAAGCCUUUGUUGUUGCAAGGCCUCCUAAGGAUGCUUUUCGCGAAGCUAAAGUAAAUGGUUUUAGCGUAACCGUCAUCAGGAGAGGAGAGCUACAGCUCAACAUUGACCAAGCACUAGAAGAAGUGGAGGAACAAAUUACUGAGAUUGGGAGUAAGAUUUACCAUGAUAAGAUAAUGGGGGAACGCUCUGUGGAUGUAAGCUCAUUGAUGAAGGGUGUAUUUGGUUUUGGUGCCAAAUCCUCUAAGAGCAAAAGGGCUAAGAAUCGGGCAAAGCGGAUGCUGAAAAGGCCUGGCAAGAAGUGAAGGAAAGUCGCCUGGCUCACCGUUGAGGGUGAUGGAGACACUUGGCCAUAUAAGAAAUCAGAUGACCAUAAAAACCGUUCAUGAUUUGGCCGCUCUGCUUUCUCUUAUGGUUUUGGUUUUGCAAGUUCCACGAAAAUGCUGUAGCAGAAGGCAGAAAGCUUGUCUUGACACAGACCGCUGACCUGUGAUCUUCUAUUUAAUUCCGCAUCCUGUGGUUAUAUUGACAGGUCGCUGUUGCAAUGCUUAUUCCAGUGGCAAAGCAUAGGAAUAUUUGAUGAAGUGAAGAACUGGAACAGAGAUUUUAAAUGCUUAUUCCAGUGGAUUUUUGAUGCUCCUGAGAAGGAUUGCUUCUGGAGCUAGCUCAGAAUCCCCGGGCCAAGUGUGUGUUCAUUGUGUAGAAUGAGUAGUAACUGGGACACUUGCUCCCUCUUCAUUCGGCAAACCCUAGUGAAUCGUAAUGACUUCAACCUCUGACCUAAAGGCAGAUCGACAGGGGAAAUUUGUCUUAGACGGAGG